AUGGGGGAUACGAUAGUUAACAAUAAUGAACUAUUGUCCAUGUCUAGAAGAAGCACUAAGCGAACGAAGAAUGGAGAAGAAAUUCCAACAGAAAUACAUGAAGAGGAAGAACCAGAUCUGGAACCUCUGGACCCAAGUUUGGGAGAGAUCACAGAAUGGGGAUUUCAAACAAUAAUAAGGGAGGACGGAUCAGUGGAAAUAAGGAGCAACAAAGAAGCUCGAGCAAGGAUGCGUCAGCGAUGGAAGAAUGCUCUGAUUGUAAAGCUUUUGGGGAAGAAGAUUGGGGUCGGAUUCAUGAAGAAAAGACUUGAGUCUAUGUGGGCUAAGGCUGGAAGCAUAACAGUGGCGGAUCUGGGGAAUGAUUUUUUCUCAGUGAGGUUCAGUAGCUUGGAAGACCUUAACCUAGCCAUUAUGGGUAUUCCUCAAGAAUAUAGUGAACUUCUGUUUCUUAAUCAUUUGGGAACAGUGAUAGGAAAAGUUCUAAAAGUGGAUAAAACCACUUCUAUUGGGGACAAGGCUCAUUUUGCGAGAGUUUGCAUAGAGAUUGAUCUUUCAAAGCCGUUGAGAGGAGAAUAUAUUCUUGAUGGGUGCAGAAAGAAAGUUGAAUAUGAGGGGCUAUUUUUAAUUUGUCUCAAGUGUGGAAGAUAUAGUCAUAAUUCGGAUUCUUGUCGUGAUUUUGUUAAGACAACCACGACAACCAGAGCUGAAGAGGGGCAGGAACAGCCUGUGGUGAAUGUUGGACCUCAAGGGGUAGGAUCUUGGAUGGUGGUUCAAAGAAGAAAGAAAGGUCCCCAAAAUUUCCAGAAAUCGGAUAUGAGAAACAACAGAUCAUUUGGAGAGGAUAUAUCUAACAGGAAGAGUUUGGUUGGCCCAAAGAUAGGUUUGAAAAAUGAGAAAGUUAUUCCGAAAAAUAGCCCUGAAAAAAACUCUGGUGCUGGUACCUCUAAUACCAAGGUGAAUAAGGAGAAUGAUUCGAUGAAGAACAACAGCCAGUCCCCUGCUAGGGGGAUAGAGUUCAUAGCAGUGGCUUUUAAUACUGCAAAGAAAGCUUCAGGUUUGAAAUCUUCUAUGCCAAUAUCAAAGAAAGUGUCUGCUAAGGCUCUUAAUGCUAAAGGAAAGGGAGUCAUUCAUGUGGCCCCGACAAAGUUUGAUGUAAGCAACAGAUAUUUUCUGCAAAGGCCUAAUUUGAAUCUGUCUCAGCCUCCUCUUGAGCAGCAAAAAGGUAAACUAUAG
Molecule: messenger RNA, 1233 nt
Organism: Gastrolobium bilobum
Lineage: Eukaryota; Viridiplantae; Streptophyta; Magnoliopsida; Fabales; Fabaceae
Exons: 3
Coding region: 1-1233 (410 amino acids)
Source: RefSeq, a predicted model, not a curated record